This is a messenger RNA of Vicia faba (fava bean), 1434 nucleotides long. NCBI's taxonomy places the organism in Eukaryota, Viridiplantae, Streptophyta, Magnoliopsida, Fabales, Fabaceae. The record is from the annotation of a GenBank genome assembly.
AUGGAAGAACAAGGUUUCUUUAGUUCUCUUCUGAAUGUGAAUGAACUUGUUGGGUCGCCUUUGUUUGUGCCUUUGAAUUUAACAAAUGUUGUUCAUACUGUUGAAAAGUCGACAUUUGAAAAUGUUGUAAAUUCUAUUGAAAAGUCGGUGUCUGCAUCAGAUAUAUCUUUGAAUGUCAUAGGUGAAGUUGUGGUCCCUAAAGCGAAUGGUACAAGUGCAAAAUUUUUUGCUCAAGUGUUGAGUAAGACGUGUGCUAUUAUCCCUCAUGGUAGAUUUCCAAGAUCUAGUUUGAAAGGGGAAGACAUAGCUAUCAAAAUUCCCAAGGAAGACUAUAAGAUUAGUCUUGAAUCAUGCAAAAAUCAUCUUCAUCGAAGGUUGAUUUUGUCUAAAGGAGAUCCUCCCCUAAAACUUCAAGACUUGCGUUGUAAAUUAGACACUUUUUGGAAGCCUUUAAGUAAACAGAAAAUUGUUUCCUUAGGAAGAGGUUUCUAUGAAUUUGUUUUUUCUUCUACUGAGGAUGCCCAACGUGUUUGUGCGGCACUUUCUUGGAGCCUAAAGCCUGGUUUUCUCAAAAAAAUUGCUUGGACUUCUGACUUUAAUCAUAAUAACCAUAAACAAACAACAAUUCAAUACUGGGUUCAUUUUCUUGAUUUGCCACGGGAAUAUUGGAGUCCUAAUAUUAUCUUUGCAAUUGCUAGUUGUCUCAGAAUGACAAUGUGUUUGGAUGCUACAACAAGUAAGCGCCCACUAGAGAGAUCUUUUGGAUAUUUUGCUAGAGUUUUAGUUGAUAUUGAUUUAUAUGCUAAAAUCAGAUAUAAAUUGUGGGUUGAAAGAGAAGAUUAUGUGUUUCUUAUUAACGUUGAAUAUGAAAAUUUGCCACUUUUUUGUUCGCAUUGUCAUAACAUUGGUCAUAGUUUUUCUUCUUGUAAAUUUGUCAAAGUGGACCAAGAGAAAAGGGUAUUUAAGGAAAAGCAUAAAUGCAUGGGAAAUAAGUCUCAGAAUGAGGAUUUAAGAAAGGAAUCAGUUGAAUGUGAAAAUGCUACAUCUGUUGAUAAUAAUCCUCUUUUAGGAUCUGUUGAUUAUUUGAAAACCACUAUUGAUGGGAAUGUUGUGAGUAUAGAUGUGUUGCAUCAAGGAGACUUGGGUGUCCAAGGUAAUGAAAAUUCAUGUGGUUUAGUUGAUAUGGAUACCACUGAUCAAGGUAAAAUUGACAAAAAUCAUGAUAAAGAUUCAGAUUCAGAUGUCCAACAAGUUAUGAAUUUUCUAAGUGAAUCUUGGGCUAACAUGGAUAAGAGAGAUGAGAUUGUUGAUUUGGAUGAAAACACAAGUCAACCUUUUCAAUUGGUGGUUCCAAGAAAAAUGAAGAACAAGAAGAAAUUGCCUCAGGCGGGCAAAGGAUUCAAGGUGAGUGCAUCUAACUGUAUGCUUCACUAG